CUCGGUUAUCCAGCACAUACCCCACGGACCGGGUGGAGACGGUGCAGCAAAGGCAUGGCAGAAGAGCACACGCACGACCAUGACCAUCCCUCGGUGUUGAAGCGGCUGCACGGUACGCUUAUGGUCAUUGCUUGGCUGUUCUUCAACUCGCUCGGAAACACCGUUGCAAGGUACUUCAAAAAAACAUGGACCACCAAACAGUACUUUGGUACACCGGUGUGGAUUUUUUACCACCGCGUGUACAUGAUGGCCUGCUGGACGCUCACGUGCGCCGCCAUCAUCUGCAUCUUCAUCGAUCUGGAGGGCUUUGAGGCACACGCGCAUAGCAUUGUUGGAUUGACGACGUUCGUCCUAGUGUUCGUGCAGCCCAUCCUGGGCCUAAUGAGACCGCCCCAGCAGCAGGCACAGUCCGCGAUUAGAAUCUUGCACCGUGUACUAGGGCAUGCAGCGUACAUUCUGGCAGUAACGAACAUGUUCCUCGGGGUUGGAUUGAAAUCGGCCCACAUAUCCUCGGUAAUGUAUGGGCUGGUCGGUGGGGCGCUAGGCGUUCACGUGCUGGCACAUGUAGCUUUCAACGUUCUCGAAUAUCUUGCCAGACAGAAGGGAUCGGAACUGGACGUGGAUAAGGAUGCAUCGUUUUCACGCUGGAGGAAAACUAUCCUGAUGGUGCAAAUGAUUGCACUGUACGCGUUCGCCAUCGUGAAUGUGGUAUUCGUGUGGCGCGUGUAGCCAGCCACACACACACACGAUACGCUCCGGUAGCUCCCCAAAAGAGGAAUCAAGGUCGCGCUCUACACUACACACCUCCUUAACUGUGAUGAACACGCUUUUGUCCACUUACAAAUAUACGCUUGCACAAACGGACGGCAUUCGGUUCACUCUCCUACUUAUUCGCUUGUAAGCGAAAUACUCCACCAGCGGAAAAAGGUCGUUGUGGAUUUGCGAGAUAACGGUGCGGUGAUAAAUGAUAAGCUUUCCUUAUCGCUACACAUUUAUGCUUCGAGCGAUUCGAUUGUUCGCGGGCAAUCGCUUAUCGUCUUGCGCCAGUUCAAGUGGUUGACGAAUGCAUUAGCUCAUCGUCGAAGU
Molecule: messenger RNA, 1086 nt
Organism: Anopheles moucheti
Lineage: Eukaryota; Metazoa; Arthropoda; Insecta; Diptera; Culicidae
Product: putative ferric-chelate reductase 1 homolog
Exons: 7
Coding region: 55-729 (224 amino acids)
Molecular function (GO): oxidoreductase activity, acting on metal ions
Source: RefSeq, a predicted model, not a curated record